CUGAGAGAUGACUUCCGCCAGGCCCCGAGUGACGUGGUGGUGGCCGCUGGUGAGCCCGCCGUGUUGGAGUGUGUGCCUCCCCGUGGUCACCCGGAGCCCACCGUGUCCUGGAAACGCAACAACGUCCGAGUCAGCACCAAAGAUGACCGCAUCUCUAUACAUGGGGGGACGCUGAUGAUCUCUCACACCCGGAAGAGCGAUGCUGGCAUGUAUGUUUGCGUGGUCAUGGAGGAGGAGACGGUUGACUUCCUCUGUGAGGUCCAUGGGAAUCCUGCCCCCACCCUGCGAUGGCGCCGAGAGGAAGGAGAGCUCCCCCGUGGGAGGUUUGAAAUCCGCAACGGGAACAACCUUCGUUUGUUCCGCGUCAAGGAGCAGGAUGAAGGCACGUACACGUGCACGUCUGAGAACAGUGUGGGCAAGACUGAGGCUUCAGCCAUGCUGCAGGUCCAUGUACCACCCCAGAUCGUUAGUAAGCCCCGGGACCAGAUUGCCACACAGGGGAGGAGCAUCACCUUCCAAUGUGGCACCACAGGAAACCCCCCACCUGCCAUUUUCUGGCAGAAAGAGGGCAGCCAGAUGCUGCUGUUCCCUGGUCAGCCACCGUCCCAGUCUGGUCGUUACUCUGUUUCCAUGAGCGGAGAGCUGACCAUAACUGAUGUUCACCCCGAGGACUCGGGCUUUUAUGUAUGCCAGGCCAUCAGUGUAGCAGGAAGUGUUUUGACCAAAGCACUGCUGGAGGUGGAAGGGGGCCGUAUCCCGCCAAUCAUUCAACAAGGCCCAGCCAACCAGACGGUAUCUCGUGGUGCCACGGUGCUGCUGCACUGCCGUGUGGUCGGGGGUGCAUCGGUAAAGAUUUCAUGGGAGAAGGAUGGCGAGCAGCUUCAGGGAUAUAAACUUCGACUGACCUUGAUGGAGAAUGGCACAUUGCAAAUCACGGACGUAAAGGACACGGACUCUGGGAUGUACACGUGCAUGGUAUCUAGCGCCACAGGGGAAUCGAGCUGGAGCGGGAUGUUAACUGUCAGAGAGGAUGCAGCGUCUUCAGGAUCCAAAGUUUCUGAGUUUAUCCAGCUACCAGGACCUCCACAGAAGCCCGUAGUUACCGAGGUCACCAAAAGCACCGUCACCCUCACUUGGCUGUCCAAUCCACAUGAGGGCGGAGCCGCUGUCACCUCCUACAUAAUUGAAGCCUUCAGCCAGUCAGUGGGCAGUACCUGGCAAACUGUGGCCGACCACGUCAAACAGGAGACACAUACAGUCGUUGAGCUCUUCCCAAACACGGUGUAUCUCUUCAUCGUCCGAGCAGUCAACUCUUAUGGUCUCAGUGACCCCAGUCCAAUCUCCGAGCCUGUCAGGACACAGGAUGGGAGUCCGACAGAACAGGGUGUGGACCACAGACAGGUGCAGAGAGAGCUGGGAGAGGUGUCCGUCCACCUGCAGAAGCCUGUCGUUCUGUCUCCUAACAGCGCCAGGAUCACCUGGACGGUAGCGCGUCAGUCCCGGUACAUCCAGGGCUACCGCCUAUUUUACCGAACCAUCGGCAGCACCUGGGUGGUCCAGGAUGUGGAGGCCACGUCAGACUACAGCUGCAUCUUGGCUGAUUUGCAGAGCAACACGGAGUACGAGAUCAAGAUACGGCCGUACUUCAAUGAGCUACAGGGACACGACAGCCUCAUGGUCCUGCUGCGUACCCCUGAGGAGGCUUUAAGCGCUGCUCCACAGGCUGUGUCAGUGGUUCAGCUCACCAACGGCUCCAGCAUCAGUGUCUCCUGGGAGCCGCCACCUCAUAAUAUUCAGAGUGGGAUCAUUCAAGAGUACAAGGUCUGGUGUGUGGCCAGUGACGUGGAGCAGGGGAGCCAGAUAAACCGAACUGUGGACGGAGCGGUUCUUUCCAUCCUGCUGAUGGACCUGCUGCCUGACGUCCGUUACACCGUGGUGGUGGCUGCUGUCAGCAGCCUGGGUGUGGGCGCUCAGAGCCAGCCUGUCAGCCUGCUUCUCACCCAGCUCCAGGAGGUGAAAAGCGGCGGGGACCUCAGCGUCGCGGAGCAGAUCACGAGCGUCAUCUGCCAGCCGGCCUUCAUCGCUGGGCUGGGCGUGGCGGCCUGGCUGGUCCUGAUGAGCUUCAGCGGCUGGCUCUACUGCCGCCACCGCCGGAGGAAGCAGCUGGGCCACUACACCACAUCCUUCGCUUACACGCCAGCAGUUGGCUUUGCUCACAGCGAAGGAUCAGGAAUCAUCAAUGGAGGGCCCGGGUUAUUGGGAUCAAACAUGGGCAACUACCCCUGGCUGGCAGACUCUUGGCCCACUCCGAACCUCAACCACAACAGCAAAGACUCGGUCAACUGCUGCUCAGGAAAACUGGACUCAGACAGAUUUUAUAACUCCGUAGGGAUCAUCAACUACCCGACCCAGACGGGGAAACGUAGCGCGGCAUCCAACGAGAGUCCGAUCUACAGCACCAUCAACACCACGGCCGAGGACGACCUGCUGGCCUACUACGACACCUACUCCAGCGUGUCCUUCAACCAGGGUCCAGACCCAUACAGCAGCAACCCGGUGCUCUCCAACAGUGGGCUUGUGGGUCUGGGUCUGGAGCAGGACCUGGACCGGUGGACCAUCCAGUCCUGCCAAUCGGGGUCUGAAUACGCAAAGCUCCAGUAUACAAAGAAAAGCAACGACAAACUGGUUCUUCAGGAGUCUGCAGGGUCCUUGUCUAAGUCAGCUCCUCUAACCUGGGUGGAUGUCUUAUCCCUGCCUCUUCCUACCAACAAAGACAGAGGCCAUGCAAACCCUGAAAAAGAAGAGGCGCAGCACAGCUCUGAGGAAGAAGCCGACGAUGACUGGUGUCCUCCACUGCCAGCCAGAACAUACCUGGCAGAUAUGUCCAGGGAGGAGCUUUCUGGCCAGUCGUCCAAACCGAAAGAGCUCCCCCACACAGCAACGCUCAUGACUUCCCUUCCACGCGACGCACAGAAACCUAACGACAGUCCACGCCUGCAGCACUUUGACCUGCUGGCCCGUCAGCACUCGGGCUCUCAGGUGUUCCAGUCCAGCCCCGAUGCGUUUUCCAGUACCAGGGCCAGAGAUGCCAGUGAUCUGUACAGCUCCAGCCAGUGGGCAGAUGAUUUCAGAGGGGAAAGCCUCAGCAAAGGACAAUCUCCUGCUGCAGCUGCAGAGUCAGGCCCCCCAGCGCACAGAUCUAGAAGUAAGAAGAGACCCCCCAAGGGUGGACAAAGCAGGAGAGAACUGCCCACUGAAGCAGGACUCCCGCCGCCACCGGCCCCUCCUUCCACAGAUGGCUCCCUGCAGCUCCUGGCAGAUGUUUUGGGUCACAGCCGAACAGACAGUGAAAGAAAAGAGGGGAGCGACUUGCCCACUCUUCCAAAGAGAGGGGGGCUUUUGUCCCCCCAAAGGGAAGGAUCUACAAAGUGGUUACCUCAAGAUGAGAAUGUAAGUCAGCACAGUCAAGCAAGCAUCAUGCCUAAAGACCAGAAAACAGGCUACGGGUCCCUCGGUGGAAAAGUAUUUCCACGAUCUUCUGCUGCUGGCCGGAGGAAAGAUGAGAACUUCAUCUAGACGGCAGCUGACGAUGCGAUGUGACACCUCUUUUUUCCUCCACAAGUUUUUGUCUUUGUGAAGCAUUAAUCUGUUGCCAUGGCUUCCUCUGAAAAACUGAAGACAAAAGGCAACGUGUCAAGGUUUGCCAUCUGCCUUUUCACAAGUUAUCCGUAUUCUUUUUAAUGAUUUGAUUGAUUUUAUUUUUCUGUGAUUUCCUCACCGCUUUUCUCUGUAUAUAGACAUCUUCGAUGCAUUUUUUAAAAUGUGAUCAGAUAUUGGUAAAAACUGGACCUGGAAGAGAUAAAAAAAGUAUUUUUAGGCAAAGGGAAGAAAACUUAUGUACAACAGAAUCUUGAAUGUAUCUUCUGUUUACUCUUGAUGAGGAAACCAUGAUGGCGAGUGUUUGAUAAAAGACCGAAAAAGACCGAAAUGUGUUUAUUGCCCAUAAUGUUGGUGUGCGCGUGUAUGCUUGUGCAGUGUUUGUGUGUUUUUAUCCCUCAUUUCUAUUUGGCUGUGUACUGUGGUACUACUGUAGAUCACCAGUAUGUUUUGAUUUUUAAAAAUGAACAAUAAAGCAUUU
Molecule: messenger RNA, 4138 nt
Organism: Menidia menidia (Atlantic silverside)
Lineage: Eukaryota; Metazoa; Chordata; Actinopteri; Atheriniformes; Atherinopsidae
Source: the annotation of a GenBank genome assembly